AUGUCUUCCCCAGACGGGCAGCCCACCGGGCAGCUCACCGAAACCUCUCCCCUCCUCCCUAAGCCCAGAAGCCAUAGCAAUGGAUCCCUACCGCAACCCAUCGAUUCUUCCGCCGGCAUUGCGCCUGAGGGCCCAGAUGCAGGUGCUACAUUCUCGGACGAUAGCGAGGACGGCAGCGGCGACGGCGACGACCUCGAGCGCCAGACCACAAACACGAGCGAAGGGCGCCAGCGGCAGUAUGAAGGGCAGCCCGAAGUCAAGAAGCGGAUGAAAUACAUCCUCCCCGCCGUCGCAAUCGGGAUCUUCCUCUCCGCCGCCGACCAAACCAUCAUCGUAUCGAGCUACGGCAAGAUCGGCACAGACUUGAACGCGCUGAACAACACGUCGUGGAUAGCGACGGCGUAUUUCCUGACGCUUACCAGCUUCCAGCCGCUGUAUGGGAAGCUGUCGGAUAUUUUCACGCGCAAGUCGUGUCUGCUGUUCGCGUAUGUGGUCUUUGGGCUCGGCUGCCUAGGCUGCGGUCUCGCGCAGAACAUGAACCAGCUUGUUGCGGCAAGAGCGUUUGCGGGUAUAGGGGGCGGCGGCAUGACGACCGUCGUGUCUAUUCUCAUGUCCGACACUGUUCCAUUAAGAGAACGCGGCAAGUGGCAGGGCUAUGUGAACAUCAUCUACGCGGCUGGCGCGGGUGCUGGAGCGCCCUUGGGUGGGAUCUUGGCCGACUCAGUGGGGUGGAGAUGGGCUUUUAUGGCUCAGGCACCGCUCUGCCUCAUUGCUUUCACCGCCGUAUAUUUCAUCUUGAACGUGCCGAAGCAGGAUCAGGCGCACUGGAAAGAAAAGCUGAGGCGGAUUGACUUUCUGGGUGCUGCUAUACUGAUAUGCGCUGUGUUUGCGCUUUUGCUAGGUCUUGAUCGCGGCAGCAAUGUUGCGUGGUCGGAUAAGGUCACCAUCACCGCGCUAUGUGUUUCUUUGCCGCUCUUUCUGCUGUUUGUUGGCGUGGAGAUGAAGGUCGCCGCGGAGCCCUUCGCGCCCGGUCACAUUAUCUUUGAGCGUUCACUGUUCGCGUGCUACCUCUGUAACUUCUUCUCGUUCAGCGGCUGGCUUGCCGCGCUGUUCUUCAUACCGCUGUACUUCCAGGCCGUGGACGGACACACCGCCACGCAAGCCGGAGUGCGACUGAUUCCUGGCAUCCUUGCCGGUGUAUCCGGAUCUUUGUUCGGCGGCUUCUAUAUGCAGAAGACCGGCCGAUAUUACUGGCUGACCGUGGGCUGCUACAGCACUCUGGUGCUUGGCCUAGGUGUCAUUCUUCUCUUUGCAGGUUUGGUCACUAACUCAACGUGGGGUUUGUGUUUUGGCAUGAUGAUCUCUGGGUUCUCGAAUGGCAUCGGAGUUACGACGUCUCUCAUUGCCCUUAUCGCCAACGCCUCCCACGAAGACCAAGCCGUCGCAACCGCCUGCUCCUACCUCUUCCGCUCUCUCGGCUCCGUGGCAGGUGUGUCGCUCUCCGCGACUGUCGCCAACCAGGCCUUGCGGGCGCAUCUGAAGAGCGAGCUGAGCAGCGGAAAGGACGCAGCGAAGAUCGCGGAGAGGGUGAGACAGAGUCUGGAAUAUAUCAAGACAUUAGAACCGGAAGUCAGGAGUAUCGUGAGGGACUGCUACGCGAGGAGUACGAGAGCGGCGUUUGGACUGCAGAUAGGGCUUGUGGCGGGCGCGGCUGUUGCGGCGUGGUUUAUUAGGGAGAAGAAGCUGAGCAGAUAG
Coniosporium apollinis CBS 100218 is the source of this 1755-nucleotide messenger RNA. RefSeq lists its product as uncharacterized. Gene Ontology annotation, cellular component: fungal-type vacuole membrane. NCBI's taxonomy places the organism in Eukaryota, Fungi, Ascomycota, Dothideomycetes. Bases 1 to 1755 code for a protein of 584 amino acids. The transcript is spliced from 2 exons. Gene Ontology annotation, molecular function: basic amino acid transmembrane transporter activity. The record is from RefSeq and is a predicted model, not a curated record. Gene Ontology annotation, biological process: basic amino acid transport; transmembrane transport.